AUGGACUUCAGACAAAUACCAAAAGAUGAUGCUCCUUUGCACACAGCAUUUUGUAUUUAUCAAUCAUCUGAUCAAACAAUGACAAUUUGUACUGAUAAAAUGUUAAUCAAAGCAAAGUCAAAACAAAAAGAUGUCUCCUGGAAGAAUUUAUCUCUAUCAAUUAAAUAUGCUGAUUUGAUCGAAAAUACACCAUUUGAACUUUGGAUUCCUGAAGAAAUGGAAAAUAUUACAAAAAUCGUUUCACCUUUUGUUACCGAAUUGAAAAUUAAUCAACUUCAAGCAAUGCGUGAUACGUCUUUUGAAAAGAAACAUCAAGAAGUUUCAAGUAAAUUUUCAAGAUCAACAAUUUCUGCAAGUGAAGAAGAAAUUAAGGAUUCUGUUUCAGUAACGAACGAAACAAGUGAAUCAAAAUACGAAUUUCCCUUUCAAGAUUGCCACCAUGUAGACCUUAGUGUCUUGAGAACUCUAGUCCAUUUAAACUCGUUAACAAUAGAGAUUCUGCCACCAAAAUUGAGUUGCAACUAUCAUACAAGAUAUUUCAAUUUUUCAUACCUUGAUAUGCAGAAUUUGGCAAGAGGAAUUUCGGAAUUAAAGAAUUUACAAAUUUUCAAGCUUCGCCGGAGUCGCAUGGAUAGUGUUAAGCUUUCUACAAUCCUCGAUGGAUUGCAGUGGAUAUCUGUAGAAUACUUGGAGUUUUAUUUUUGUCAAUUAAAUGACGAUUGUGGAGAAUCGUUAUAUGAAUAUUUAGUCUCAACAAAAUCCCUAAAACAUCUAGAUCUUUCCGGAAACUAUUUUAAACAAGAAGUUAUUGAAUAUCUUUCAAAAGGGCUUCAAGCCAGUUCUUCUCAUCUAGAGUACCUAUGUUUAUCAAAUAAUCCCUUUAAUGAUGAAAGUCUCUAUGUUUUAACAAAAACCCUAGAAUCUUAUGAAUAUUUGAAAGUACUUAAAUUAUCAGGAAUACAAUGUUCGGAAGUUGGAACUUCUGGAAUUGUUAAGCUGGUGAAAAAUAACUCACAUUUGGUUGAGUUGUACAUAAUUGCAGUACAAAUGAAUGGAACUGGUCUUAUUGAUGCUUUAAAGAAAAACCAUACAAUUCAACAAAUCUAUUGUCAAGGAUGUGGUUUGACAUUAGACGAGGAAUUCAAAAUUGAAGUUCUUUUAAAACGUAAUCAAUACAUUAAAGCAAAUCCAUACAUUGGAGAUGUGACGAAAACUGAAGAAGAAAUUAAUGCUUUUAUUAUGAGAACAAAAAAUCCUAUAUUCAUCAAAACUUUAAAAGAGAAGAAAGAUCGAACACAGUGCUCGCAGAAUAGAUCGCUAAAAUUUGUUGAUGCAAAUAUAUCAAAAUCUUUUAUAGAAGAAGAAGAAUGAACAGUUCAGAUAAAAUUUUAUUGAAAUUUUCCUAAAUUGAAAUUAUGUAUAUAAAAAACAAUAAAAAUUAAUAAAAACAAAA
Messenger RNA from Episyrphus balteatus (marmalade hoverfly), 1453 nucleotides. RefSeq lists its product as uncharacterized. Gene Ontology annotation, molecular function: protein binding. The transcript is spliced from 3 exons. The coding region runs from base 1 to 1371 and encodes 456 amino acids. The record is from RefSeq and is a predicted model, not a curated record. NCBI's taxonomy places the organism in Eukaryota, Metazoa, Arthropoda, Insecta, Diptera, Syrphidae.